Messenger RNA from Neurospora crassa OR74A, 1052 nucleotides. RefSeq lists its product as hypothetical. NCBI's taxonomy places the organism in Eukaryota, Fungi, Ascomycota, Sordariomycetes, Sordariales, Sordariaceae. The record is from RefSeq and is a predicted model, not a curated record. The transcript has a single exon. The coding region runs from base 317 to 532 and encodes 71 amino acids.
AUUGCUACCUCUAGCCGUACGUCAUUUUGACUUUUUGGUUUUGUUUCUCCGUCUACAAUCUCUCACCUGAUCCUCCAACAACCAUACUUCCUUUCAUGUUUCCAAAGUCGAACAGUCUUAAUUGAUACCAACCUCCUAUUACCGUACCUACCUCUACUGGAAAAUAACACGGCGGAUCGUUAAUCACCGGCUCUGUUCCCACCAAGCAUCGACGAACUCCAAAACACCAACCUAGACACAUACCUACUGCCUACCAUCACAUCCCGCGACAUCCGAACCACCACCACCACCACCACCACCACCAGUCAAGAAAGACAUGGCCCGCAACUACUUCUCCCCCUACGCCCCCCGUCGGCGCUCCAACCGCAUGGUUCUCAUCUGGGUCACCCUCUUCUUCUCCAUCAUCUUCUUCAUGUGGUGGAUACAAACUCGUCACCACGACGCCGCACGCGCCUACGCAGACUUGCUUGUCCGGGGCCCGAGGAUGGAAGGGGAUAACGCGAGGGGUGGGAGGAUCUUGGAGGAUGCGUAAAUGGAAAAAAAAAAAAAAAGGGGGGGGGGGGGGGGGCUCACACAUUUGUUGUCAGUGGCCAUCACCUUGGCCGGAGAGCGAGAGGAAUCCUGUUAUCUGGAUGAGGAAAAGGUUGGGAUGGGAUGGAUGGGGUAGCAAGGUUUGAGCACGGAAAAAAGGGCGGUGGUGAUGGUGGAGUUGGAAGGGUAAGAGAGAGCUUCGUCGCAGGACCUCAGAGACCUCACUCAGCAAGCGGAGAGGGGAUGACGACCAAGAUACCCACGAUAUCAACAUAGCAAGAAAAGCCGGAAAACGAGAGAGACGACUUCUGGUGGUUUGAAGAACAAUUUCUAGAGGAGGAGUUGGUGGGCGAAGCACCCAAUUUCUUGGCCAGGGGUCAUGGCCAUAAAAGAACGCAUUUGGCUCUGGCGACGAACGGAGGAGGCAUUGCGGACUACUGUGUAUGAGAUGCGUAUACCUAGAGAUACAACAGGAAAAUAAUGUUUUAUUUUGGGCUUGACAACCCAGCCAUCAUUUGCUG